UAUAGUAAUUUCAAAUAGAUGUAAACGAAUCAACUUAUUUUAAUUCGCCACACCUACAAGUGUAAAUAAAAAUAAUUUUUUGAAACCUCUUCCGUUAGGUUUCAAUGGCUGUCCGAGAUGGUCAUUGGCUCACAAAAAAUUGGCAAUUGUGAUUUAGAAAUCGUAUCCCGCAGAGGUUGGGAAGCAAAACCUCCAAAAUUAGUGGAACCAAUGCCAAAUCCUGUACCGUAUGUUAUAAUUCACCAUUCAUAUAUACCAGCAGCAUGUUACACAAAGCACGAAUGUAUUAGUGCAAUGCAAUCAAUGCAAGCAUUUCAUCAAGAUGAUCGUGGAUGGAACGAUAUAGGCUAUAGUUUUGGAGUUGGUAGCGAUGGGAAUGCAUAUGAAGGUCGAGGUUGGAGUGCUGUUGGAGCACAUGCACCAAAAUAUAAUAACCAAAGUAUUGGGAUAUGUGUGAUUGGAGAUUGGAGAGACGAUUUACCACCACCUGAACAAUUGAAGACUGUUAAGAAGCUAAUACAGUGUGGUGUAGAAAAUGGUUACAUCCGAAGUGAUUACAUAUUAAUGGGGCAUCGUCAAGUACGUGAUACAGAAUGUCCGGGUGAUGCGUUAUAUAAAGAAAUUCAAACAUGGCCACAUUAUUCACCAACACCAAAUCAAUCUAUAAUUGAAGAUCAUAAUAUUUUAACGUCAGAUUUUAAGCAUGUUUCGUCAUUCUGGCAUAUAAAUGAACGGUUUGUGUUUGAUACAAAAAUGUCAUCCAAGUUAUAUCUUUGCUUAUUUAUUGUAAUUAUAAACAAUAUUUUUGGAUAUAUCACAGAUUGAUGAUGUGGUUGUGAUGGCGAGCUAGAUUUUAUUAAGGUAGUUAAUUUAAUUUCUUCGCGUACAGCAGCAAAUACUUACCUACUAUAAAAAGCGUUCGCGUAUUUUAUUAAUUUAGCACCCAUUUUGUUAAUUUAGUAAAAUUAUUUUAAAAUACUUUUUCUGUAGAUAGUAAGAGGUAGAUAAUGCAUGUCAAAUUCCCAGAAAAGGACGCUUUUUUACAGCGGGCAUUUUCUGCUGUACAAGCUCAAUGUUUUAUCAAUUUUGUUCCUGUUUUAUUGUGAUCGUUAGAGCCUAGUAUUGUAGUAAAUAUAUUUAUUUUUAUAAAAAUAAAUUUAUUCUUUAUUUU
Molecule: messenger RNA, 1171 nt
Organism: Chrysoperla carnea
Lineage: Eukaryota; Metazoa; Arthropoda; Insecta; Neuroptera; Chrysopidae
Product: peptidoglycan-recognition protein LB-like
Exons: 4
Coding region: 118-825 (235 amino acids)
Biological process (GO): peptidoglycan catabolic process; innate immune response
Molecular function (GO): N-acetylmuramoyl-L-alanine amidase activity; peptidoglycan binding; zinc ion binding
Source: RefSeq, a predicted model, not a curated record